CCCUCAGACUCAUCUUAGGGCCAUUCUACUGCUGAUUUUUUUCCCCUUGGGCGUAUAUGGAGAUGGGCGGGGCCUCUUCAGGCUCAGCUCCAGUUUCUAUGGAAACCCACAGGCUUCCCACCCAGCCGCUGCCUGGGCAGACACCCAACCUGGGCCUCAUCCACCACCAGCUUCUCCCAGGAUCAUAGGCCUUUCCAGCCCCAGUUUCUUCUCUGGGUCCUGUCUGCAUCUACAUCCUUUUCCUGAUCUUCUUUAGGGACCUGGGCCUCUUUUCUCCUACAUUUUAGUUCCCCAGCAAACAGGCCUGCAGCUCCUGCCCUCUCUCUCAGAUCUCUCAGAUCUUUCAGGGCCUGGCUGGGCCUUCUAGGCUGUUCCACCCUUUGAUCUGCUGCCCACUCCACAUAUGGAGAACUCAGGACUGAUGGUGCGUGGGCAGUCUGCACCCUUUUCUACAGCACUUCGAAGCCUUGUCAACAACCCCCAGCACAGUGAUAUUUGCUUUGUGGUUGGUCAAGAACGGCAAGAGGUAUUUGCCCACCGGUGCUUGUUGGCCUGUAGAUGUAACUUCUUCCAGAGACUUUUGGGCCCUGGGGUACCUAGUCCUGUGGUGCUAAGCACUGUGCCAGCCGAAGCCUUCUUAUCUGUUCUGGAGUUCCUGUAUACCAACAGUGUCAAGCUGCACCGAUACUCUGUGCUGGAGGUGCUGACAGCAGCUGUGGAGUACGGGCUGGAGGAGCUUCGAGAGCUAUGCCUGGAGUUUGUGGUGAAGGUGUUGGAUGUGGAGUUGGUUUGUGAGGCUCUGCAGGUUGCUGUAACCUUUGGCCUGAGGCUACUGCAGGAGCGGUGCAUAGCCUUCAUAGAGGCUCACAGCCAGGAGGCACUCCGCACCCGUGGCUUCCUGGAACUGUCCGCCACCGCGCUGCUGCCCGUGCUACGCAGUGACAAGCUCUGUGUGGACGAGGCUGAGCUGGUCCAGGCAGCCAGAAGCUGGGCACGCGUCGGGGCCGCGGUGUUGGACCAACCCGUGGCCGAGGUGGCAGCUCCAGUGGUUCGAGAGCUGAGACUGGCUUUGCUCGCCCCAGCGGAGCUAAGCGCCCUGGAAGAGCAGAACCGACGGGAGCCGCUCAUCCCGGUUGAACAAAUUGUGGAGGCAUGGAAGUGCCACGCCCUACAGAGAGGAGAUGCGGCCCGGAGCACACCGUGCCGCCGGCGGAGGGGCACCUUGCCCCGGGAUCACCAUCGCUUUCUGGACCUUCGUUUCAAAUGACCCACUUCCGGUCCGUUUGAGGAAGUUGACCACAUCCCAAACUACAGCUCCCGAGGUGCCCUGCGCUAGAGGUGGGCUUCCGCUCCCAGCAAGCUCAGCAGCCGGAUAUGGGAAGGACCGUUCUGUGUCUAGAGUAAUACCUAAAAUCUCUGCGGAGGAGUAGGGAUUGCGCAAUGGGCCCAAGGUUGGGGCUAGACUGUAGGCUUGGGUGAUGUCCUGAGACCGGAAACGAGGGUGGCCUUUGUUGGUUGCAUGAGCUCACGCGGCAUCCUGCAUUCGGUCAUUCCUCUGCGCCCCCUCUACUUGGAUGACGCUAUAUCCAUUUAGCUCAUCAGCUUCCUGGCUCCAGGCUCAGCGCAGAUUCGAGCUUCUCACCUUUCCCAGCCCUGGAAAUAGUGUUUGUCUUUUCUGCGGGUCUGGAACCCGGACCUCAUUCUUGCCUACCUCAUGCCUUUUCUCCCUUUUAAUACUUCUUUCUAGUUGGUUUAGUCUGAAGCCUAUCUUUCGUCAUAUUUUGGGGUCCUUUCUGCCAUCACCCUAGCCAGUGCCCCUCACUUUCCCCCUCAGGGGACAGUAUCCAUCCUUAUGAUGGUCCCAUCGCUACGAUUGACCAACUUUUCCUUCUGAGCCCUUUAAUGUCGUACUGCUUUCCAGGACAAGCUACAAAAUUUCCUUGAGAUUUAGCAAUUCUAAAUUCUGAGUUUGGGAGUUUAUUUGAGUGUGGGAUAAGGUGUGGACAGUCUCUCACUGUAACCCCAGCUGGUCUAGAGCUAUUUAGGACAGGCUAGCUUUGAGCUCACAGUGCUCUGACUGCCUCUGCCUCCCUGGUACAGAGAUUAAAGGCGCGUACUAUCGCUCCUUGAUAAAAACAAAAAAGGGUGGGAAGGAUGGUGUAUGUCUUUAAUCUCAGCCACUUGGGAGGCAGGGAAAGGUGAUCUCUGUAAAUUUGAGGCCACCCUGUUCUACUACUACAAGUUCUCUGGAUUUACUGGAAUAAAACAGUUCUGCCUCAGCACACCCCUACCUGAAAAAAAAAAAUAUAUAUAUAUACAUAUACCUAUACAUAUAUAUAUCUGUCCAUCCUAUGGAAUAGGCUUUUGCCACCUUACCCAGCAAAUUUUUGUCCCUCCCCCCCACAGCUUCCAGUAAAUAAUUUUUAAGGAAUUGUAAAGCAAAGAUUUAAAAAUGAAGAGUAGUGGACAAUUUAAAAAGAAAUAAAAUUAUAA
Molecule: messenger RNA, 2493 nt
Organism: Grammomys surdaster
Lineage: Eukaryota; Metazoa; Chordata; Mammalia; Rodentia; Muridae
Gene: Btbd19
Product: BTB domain containing 19
Exons: 8
Coding region: 404-1267 (287 amino acids)
Molecular function (GO): protein binding
Source: RefSeq, a predicted model, not a curated record